Messenger RNA from Arabidopsis thaliana (thale cress), 779 nucleotides. RefSeq lists its product as uncharacterized. The record is from RefSeq and is marked reviewed. Bases 134 to 337 code for a protein of 67 amino acids. The transcript is spliced from 2 exons. Lineage: Eukaryota; Viridiplantae; Streptophyta; Magnoliopsida; Brassicales; Brassicaceae.
GUCACAGUCUCAAAAUCAGUUUCCUACUCGCGUUGUUGUUCUUAAGUCAUAAGUGUUAGGUUUGAAUCAAUCGCUCUAGUACCAGUGGAACUGUUGAUUUGCUUAGCGAGAAGAUGGAUCUGAGACCCUGAAGAUGAUCUGGAGUUAUCUUGGUCCGAGCAGUUCAUAUGUCCUUAACAUCUUCGGGGAAUGUCAAAACCAUUUUAUAAACACAAAAUCUUCUUCUUCUUCUUCCUUUCUCUCUCUCCAUAAUUCUUGUUUGCGUCAUUCAUUCAUCACAUAUCCACAUACCACAGAGACAGAGGAAUCGUCCUUUAUCAGAAAUGGCAGGCAGUAAUCUUCUCCAAGUCUCUUCUAAUUAGCUGCAACAGAGCCAGCCAUAUGAUUCUUGUUGCUACUAAACCUAAAGACUCUCGCGGAAGCAGCAGCGAUGAGAUGAUGAUGAAUGAUCUGGAUGAGAUAAUAUUUGGUGAGAAUAGUUUGGGUCAUUCUUCAUCUGCCUCUGGAAAUGAUCAGAAGAAGCAGAAAUCGUCUAAAAACAAUGAGCUCAUUCACUUGUGAGAUGUGUUUUGUUUUUCUUAGUGGAUUUGGAUUGGUGUUUAGUCUUUGGGAAUAUGCAUCAACAGUUGUUAUGUAAGUAAACUAAAAUUAGCAGCCUUGUGGGAUUGAAAUAUAUUUAGGGUGUAACCUGUAUAUUUCGCUGCUCUGUUUUGGUGUUAUUAAUUUAUCUAAGUGAUUAAUCGUUAAGACUUAAAAUUAUAUCAAUAUUUUAAUUGACA